CUCAUCAUGGCGAUGGAAUGGAUUACGGCAAUAGAUAAACGGCCUUGUGACCGGAAUUUACGUGACUGCGAGCUGAUAUCCUGUCGGCUGCGGCGAGUGGAACCACUCUGCAGAUUGCCGGGAUCUGCCCUUCAACAGCUAGCCAUGUGCGGUUUCUACGAGGACCUAGAGAAGGGUGUAACGUUAUUUCGAGCCGGUGAGCAGGGACGCUACUGGUACGCCGUACUGGGAGGCCAGCUGGAGGUCCGAUAUCACGCUGCUGACACGAAGGAUGGGAAGUUGUCAGUGACGCUAUGUAACUUAGGCGUUGGGGCUACCUUCGGUGAGUCGAUCCUGCACGAUCUGCCCCGGGACAGUACGGUCGUCACAAAAACAACCUGCGAACUGCUACGAGUCGAGCAGCAAGAUUUCAGACUGAUUUUUGAGAAAAAUAAAGAAUUAAUGAACGACAUAAUCACAAACUGUAGGCUAAAAAAUGGAUUUGGUCAGAGCAUGCAGACGACCAGCACGGUUCAGACGAACGUGCAGCAGCAACCGUCACCAACGAAAAAGCAGCUCAGUCCGGAUCAUCCCAACCCUGCCGCUCCAAUUACGGAGAUACCAAGCCCCGCAAUGUCCCGCAUGGGUUGGGCCCUCCGGACUCUCCUCGUUUCAGACAAUACAAGCUGUUUAAAGGACCGAAAGGUGGGCGGCAAAUUCAUAAGGAAGUGUGCCCCCGGCACGGAGCUGGUCGAGUGGCUGUUGAAUCUCUCUCCGAUCGUGCACACGCGAACGCAGGCGGCCGGCAUGUGGCAGGCGUUGCUCGAGGAAGGUGUCCUGUGUCACGUGGCAAAAGAGCAACCGUUCAAAGACAAGUGCUUUCUGUAUCGCUUCAAAUCGGACGAGGACGGUACGGCUGGCGGUGCUCCGACAUCCGACGAUGUUAACCACGCGAACGAACACAUCCGGGAGGCACUUCCGGCGCUAUUGCAUCGCGGUCCGGAUGCAACGCUCCGCAUGAUCCUGCGGAAACCGUCACACGAGCGAACACAGGAGGAGCUGGAGCUAGUUUACGAGGAGCUGCUACAUAUCGCCGCCCUGUCGCACCUGUCAACCUCCAUCAAGCGGGAGCUGGCCUCCAUAAUCGUCUUUGAAGCGCACGCACACGCCGGCACCGUAUUGUUCAAUCAGGGCGAUGAAGGCCGGUCAUGGUACAUCCUGCUGAAAGGAUCGGUUGACGUAGUCAUCCAUGGUAAAGGAACAGUCGCAACGCUCAAGGAAGGUGACGAUUUCGGAAAGCUGGCACUCAUCAACGACGCCCCGAGGGCGGCAACGAUCGUGUUGAAAGAGAACAACUGUCUCCUGCUGCGUGUGGACAAGGAACACUUCAAUCGCAUCCUGCGCGAUGUGGAGGCGAAUACGCUACGGCUGCAGGAGCACGGCAAGGACGUACUAAUCCUGGAGCGAGUCGCAAAGCAGCGUGGAUACUCGGCGUUCAAGUACACGGUCAUGUCCGGCACGCCCCAGAAGAUGCUGGAACACCUGCUCGAAACACGACUCGGCGGCCAGGCGGGACCGAACGAUCCGUUCCUGGACGACUUCCUGCUGACGCACAUCGUCUUCAUGCCGACACCGUUGCUGAUCGACGAACUGGCGGCCAAUUUCCACGCCGACGCAGACAUCGACCUGCGACAGGCCAGCGAAGAGGACCAAGAGUACUUCCUCACCAGCAAGCGACGAGUUGUGCAGUUCAUUCAACGAUGGGUUCUGGCCGUGCGACACGCGGUCUUCGACGAUCCGCUAGCGGUUGAGUUUAUCGAGGAACUAGCGACGGACGUCGAAGCGGAACCAGCCCUCCAGGAAGAAGCGAGUAUCAUACAUCACGUGCUAACGCAAUUAUCCCGAUAUCAGGAGGACCGGCAGAUGAACGCGACCCAGAAGUGGAAGCUCCCACCAAACGGCCAACCGAUCUGCCUGUUCAGUGGCAACACACACUCAAAGACUGUUAUACGCCCGGAUGACGAUAUAAUUUUCCGUGUGUACUGCGCCGACCAUACGUACUGCACCUUGCGCUUCCCGAUGGCCACCACGGCCGAGGUAAUUAAGGCCUGUGCCGCCGACAAGCUGCAAAUCGCCCGGCUUCCUGAGGACCUGCUGCUGGUGGAGGUAAAAUCGAGCGGCGAGCGUGUCGUAUUUAAGGAUAACGACGUAAGCCUACCGACGGCUCUCAGUUUAAACGGACGGAUUUUCGUCUCGCCAAAGGACCACCUGGACGCGUUGACACCACUACCCGAACAGGAAAUGCCGACCGAGGCGACGGAUGUGGACUUUGAAGCGCUAUCAACCAAGGACGUCGCUUACCACAUGACACUGUUCGACUGGGAUCUCUUCUGGGCUGUGCACGAGUACGAACUGCUGUACCAUACUUUCGGACGUCAUCAUUUCAAUAAGAUAACUUCGAAUCUGGACGUUUUCAUCAGGCGUUUCAACGAAAUUCAAUAUUGGGUAGUUACGGAGAUCGUCUCGACCACCAACCUCACCAAGCGGAUGUCACUGGUGAAGAAGUUCAUCAAGCUAGCUGCGUUCUGCAAGGAGUACCAGAAUCUGAACGCGUUCUUCGCCAUCGUCAUGGGUCUCUCGAACACGGCCGUUUCGCGGCUGUCCAUGACAUGGGACAAGCUGCCGUCCAAGUUCCGGAAGCUGUUUACCGAGUAUGAGGCCCUGAUCGAUCCGAGCCGGAACCAUCGCGCUUAUCGAAUGUCCGUCGGCAAGCUGCAACCCCCGGUCAUCCCGUUCAUGCCGCUACUGCUCAAAGACAUGACUUUCGCGCACGAGGGCAACAAGACCAGUCUGGACGGGCUGGUAAACUUCGAGAAGAUGCACAUGAUGGCGCAGACGAUGCGUGCAGUGCGGUUUUGCCGAUCGCGUCACUUGGUGCUGGAUCCACCGUCGCCGAAGAACGAGAAUGAAAUUCGUAACUACAUCCGUUGCUUCCGGACAAUCGAUAACCAAAGAGUGCUGAACUCGAUGUCGCAGAAGGUGGAGCCGCGAAGAUCAUAAGUUUGUCCACAGCACAUCCGCAUCUCUCAAUAAUCUCGAAGAAAAGAAAAAAGCGAAGUGGAUGACUCCCAGCAGAAUUCGUUCUAAUCAACCCAACCCGACCAACAGAACCAGAGGAUGCUCGCAUCCUCCUGGCCAAGCUGGUUCCGAGAGACCAAACUUUGAAUGCAUGACUCAUAAAAGGACAGCUUUUCUGUCUCAUAUUCUGCUCACGGGACAGGAUAUCGAACGUGCGAGAUUAUCCCGGAAACGCGUCCCAGGGCACUCCGAUAGAGCCGGAGUUCCGAGAAUGUUGGUCAACUACGCUAACGUUUUGUAAAAUAGCACAAAACAGUUUACCCUAUCCUGUCAAAACUCACCGAAACUCUCCCCUAUACCUAGUAAAAUUUAUUUAUUAAUUCCAUUCCCAUACUUUUCAGCACCUUUUCCUGCCCAGUCUCUGGUUUAUGUUCUGUGUCAUUUGCUUUCUUAGUUAUUACAUUACUUUUUUACAAUCUACGCAUC
This is a messenger RNA of Anopheles nili, 3543 nucleotides long. It is a transcript of the gene Epac, whose product is annotated as rap guanine nucleotide exchange factor 4. Gene Ontology annotation, cellular component: plasma membrane. Bases 7 to 3039 code for a protein of 1010 amino acids. NCBI's taxonomy places the organism in Eukaryota, Metazoa, Arthropoda, Insecta, Diptera, Culicidae. Gene Ontology annotation, biological process: positive regulation of GTPase activity; Ras protein signal transduction. Gene Ontology annotation, molecular function: guanyl-nucleotide exchange factor activity. The record is from RefSeq and is a predicted model, not a curated record. The transcript has 21 exons.